Dentiscutata erythropus is the source of this 226-nucleotide messenger RNA. NCBI's taxonomy places the organism in Eukaryota, Fungi, Glomeromycota, Glomeromycetes, Diversisporales, Gigasporaceae. The record is from the annotation of a GenBank genome assembly.
AUUGCCUUUUGGAAGAAUGUCUUUGUCUUAGUCAAAAAUUACAUAUAUCAAGACUAUGUCUAUGUCAACAUCGGAAUGGCAUGCAAUCAUCUUAUAUCUACAUAACACUUAAUGAAUGUGACUGCUACCAUGAAAAAAUAUUUAGUAGCCCCAUUUUUAUCCCUUUCAAACAAACGAUUGAUAUUGUAAAAGCCACAAAAAACGAGCUUGAAGAUGAAGCCGCUCG